Messenger RNA from Gadus morhua (Atlantic cod), 5849 nucleotides. RefSeq names its product cytoplasmic FMR1 interacting protein 2 (gene cyfip2). The transcript is spliced from 30 exons. Gene Ontology annotation, molecular function: small GTPase binding. The record is from RefSeq and is a predicted model, not a curated record. NCBI's taxonomy places the organism in Eukaryota, Metazoa, Chordata, Actinopteri, Gadiformes, Gadidae. Bases 224 to 3982 code for a protein of 1252 amino acids. Gene Ontology annotation, biological process: regulation of actin filament polymerization.
UUUAAGAGAAUGCACUUGCAGCCAUUUUCUGCUCUUUGUGUGGGGUGGAUUAGCUGAUCUGCACCGCACGAAACCACAGCAUCAAUCGUACAAAAAAGGGCGAAAAGAAACCGUACUUAAACAUUGGAUCGCUGUCGUGAAGCACGACACUGUCCGCCUCGUAGUUGGCUGGACGGACAUGCAUUAACAGACGGGGGUGCAGUGUGAGUGACCCCUUGUUACCAUGACGACCCACGUGACCUUGGAGGAUGCCCUGUCCAACGUGGACCUGCUGGAGGAGCUGCCCCUCCCCGACCAGCAGCCAUGCAUCGAGCCCCCUCCCUCCUCCAUCAUGUACCAGGCCAAUUUUGACACCAACUUUGAGGACAGGAAUGCCUUUGUGACUGGCAUUGCCCGCUACAUAGAGCAAGCCACAGUCCACUCCAGCAUGAAUGAGAUGCUGGAGGAAGGCCAUGAGUAUGCCGUGAUGCUCUACACCUGGAGAAGCUGUUCCAGAGCCAUACCCCAGGUGAAAUGCAACGAGCAGCCGAACCGAGUGGAGAUCUAUGAGAAGACGGUGGAGGUGCUGGAGCCAGAAGUGACCAAGCUCAUGAAGUUCAUGUACUUCCAGCGGAAGGCCAUCGAGCGUUUCUGCAGCGAGGUGAAGCGCCUGUGCCACGCAGAGCGCAGGAAGGACUUUGUGUCUGAGGCCUACCUGCUGACGCUGGGCAAGUUCAUCAACAUGUUCGCCGUCCUCGACGAGCUAAAGAACAUGAAGUGCAGCGUCAAGAACGACCACUCCGCCUACAAAAGAGCAGCCCAGUUCCUGAGGAAGAUGGCCGACCCUCAGUCCAUCCAGGAGUCUCAGAACCUCUCCAUGUUUCUGGCCAACCACAACCGCAUCACUCAGUGCCUGCACCAACAGCUGGAAGUGAUUCCUGGCUACGAGGAGUUGUUGGCGGACAUUGUCAACAUCAGUGUGGAUUAUUAUGAGAACAAGAUGUACCUCACCCCCAGCGAGAAGCACAUGCUGCUCAAGGUGAUGGGCUUUGGUCUCUAUUUGAUGGACGGAAAUGUGAGCAACAUCUACAAACUCGACGCCAAAAAGAGGAUCAACCUGAGCAAGAUCGACAAGUUCUUUAAGCUCCAGGUGGUGCCGCUGUUUGGAGACAUGCAGAUAGAGCUGUCUCGUUACAUUGAGACCAGCGCCCACUACGAAGAGAACAAGUCAAAGUGGACCUGCACCCAGAGCAGCGUCUCCCCGCAGUACAACCUGUGCGAGCAGAUGGUGCAGAUCCGAGAGGACCACAUCCGCUUCAUCUCGGAGCUGGCCCGCUACAGCAACAGCGAGGUGGUGACGGGCUCGGGCCUGGACAGCCAGAAGUCGGACGAGGAGUACCGGGAGCUGUUCGACCUGGCCCUCAGGGGCCUUCAGCUGCUCUCCAAGUGGAGCACGCACGUCAUGGAAGUGUACUCGUGGAAGCUGGUCCACCCGACGGAUAAGUUCUGCAACAAAGACUGUCCCGGCACUGCGGAGGAGUACGAGCGGGCCACGCGCUACAACUACACCAGCGAGGAGAAGUUUGCCCUGGUGGAGGUCAUCGCCAUGAUCAAGGGCCUGCAGGUUCUGAUGGGCCGCAUGGAGUCUGUGUUCAACCAGGCCAUCAGGAACACCAUCUACGCAGCGCUGCAGGACUUCGCUCAGAUGACCCUCAGGGAGCCCCUUCGCCAGGCUGUGCGCAAGAAGAAGAACGUCCUCAUCAGCGUUCUGCAGGCCAUCCGCAAGACCAUCUGCGACUGGGAGGGGGCACGGGAGCCCCCCAACGACCCCUGUCUGAGGGGCGAGAAGGACCCCAAAGGAGGGUUCGACAUCAAGGUUCCCCGCAGAGCCGUGGGACCCUCUAGCACCCAGCUGUACAUGGUGCGCACAAUGCUGGAGUCCCUCAUAGCGGACAAGAGCGGCUCCAAGAAGACCCUGCGCAGCAGUCUGGAUGGGCCCAUCGUGCUCGCCAUCGAGGACUUCCACAAGCACUCCUUCUUCUUCACCCACCUGCUCAACUUCAGCGAGGCCCUGCAGCACUGCUGCGACCUGUCCCAGCUGUGGUUCCGGGAGUUCUUCCUGGAGCUGACCAUGGGCCGCAGGAUCCAGUUCCCCAUCGAGAUGUCCAUGCCCUGGAUCCUCACCGACCACAUCCUGGAGACCAAGGAGCCCUCCAUGAUGGAGUACGUGCUGUAUCCUCUCGACCUGUACAACGACAGCGGUUAUUACGCUCUGACAAAGUUCAAGAAGCAGUUUCUUUACGAUGAAAUCGAGGCUGAGGUCAACCUUUGUUUCGAUCAGUUUGUCUACAAGUUAGCAGAUCAGAUUUUCGCCUAUUACAAAGCGAUGGCAGGCAGCGUUCUGCUGGACAAGCGUUUCCGAGCCGAGUGUAAAAACUACGGCGUGAUCAUCCCCUACCCACCGUCCAACCGCUACGAGACGCUGCUCAAGCAGAGACACGUGCAGCUGCUGGGUCGCUCCAUCGACUUGAACCGCCUGAUCACCCAGAGGAUCUCGGCGGCAAUGUACAAGUCCCUGGACCAGGCCAUCAGCCGCUUCGAGAGCGAGGACCUCACCUCCAUCGUGGAGUUGGAGUGGCUGCUGGAGAUCAACCGGCUGACCCACCGGCUGCUGUCCAAGCACCUGACGCUGGACAGCUUCGACGCCAUGUUCCGCGAGGCCAACCACAACGUGUCGGCGCCGUACGGCCGCAUCACGCUCCACGUCUUCUGGGAGCUCAACUUCGACUUCCUGCCCAACUACUGCUACAACGGCUCCACCAACCGCUUCGUGCGCACAGCGAUACCUUUCACCCAGGAGCCGCAGAGAGACAAACCAGCCAAUGUGCAGCCUUACUACCUGUAUGGAUCUAAGCCCCUGAACAUUGCCUACUCCCACAUAUACAGCUCUUACAGGAACUUUGUCGGCCCACCUCACUUCAAGACCAUCUGCCGUCUCCUUGGUUACCAAGGCAUCGCCGUGGUGAUGGAGGAGCUGCUGAAGAUUGUCAAGAGCCUGCUGCAAGGCACCAUCUUGCAGUACGUGAAGACACUGAUUGAAGUCAUGCCCAAGAUAUGCCGUCUGCCUCGCCACGAGUAUGGCUCCCCAGGAAUCCUGGAGUUCUUCCACCACCAGCUAAAGGACAUCAUCGAGUAUGCUGAGCUCAAGACGGAUGUCUUCCAGAGCCUGAGGGAAGUGGGGAACGCCAUCCUCUUCUGCCUGCUCAUCGAACAAGCUCUGUCCCAGGAGGAGGUGUGUGAUCUGCUUCACGCUGCCCCCUUCCAGAACAUUCUGCCCAGGGUCUAUAUCAAAGAGGGCGAGCGCCUGGAAGUGAGGAUGAAGAGGUUGGAAGCCAAGUACGCUCCUCUUCAUCUUGUUCCUCUAAUUGAGAGGUUGGGAACCCCACAGCAAAUUGCCAUUGCUCGCGAGGGUGACCUGCUGACCAAAGAGCGCCUGUGCUGCGGCCUGUCCAUGUUCGAGGUCAUCCUGACGCGCAUCCGCAGCUUCCUGCAAGACGCCGUGUGGCGUGGCCCGCCGCCCACCAACGGGGUGAUGCACGUGGACGAGUGCAUGGAGUUCCACCGCCUGUGGAGCGCCAUGCAGUUCGUCUACUGCAUCCCCGUGGGCACGCACGAGUUCACGGCAGAGCAGUGCUUCGGGGACGGGCUGAACUGGGCCGGAUGCUCCAUCAUCGUGCUGCUGGGACAGCAGCGUCGCUUCGACCUCUUUGACUUCUGCUACCACCUGCUUAAGGUGCAGAGGCAGGACGGCAAGGACGAGAUCAUCAAAAACGUGCCGCUGAAGAAGAUGGCGGACCGCAUCAGGAAGUACCAGAUCCUCAACAAUGAGAUCUUCGCCAUCCUCAACAAGUACAUGAAGGCUGUGGAGACAGACAGCUCCACCGUCGAACACGUCCGCUGCUUUCAGCCGCCUAUACACCAGUCUCUGGCCACGACCUGCUGAAAGAACCCCGAGCACCCCCCCCCCGCAGAUGCUAAGUAACACACCCACACAUAACUCCCCACAGCUGGGACAGAGAUUCUGCCUCUCCUUGGUUCCUCGACUAGAGCUGUUAUAGAUUCACCACCCAAGAGCACUCAUGUACAUUUCUCCCAACAUACCAAUUUCAAGUUCUCUAGAUGCCUGUAUUUGUCUUUUCAGAGAUAAUUUCCGGAGAAUUUACGCAUCUCUGACUUCUUCCAUCAGGCAUUGCGUGUCUGUGGCUCUGCCUAAUGGGCAUAGACUGGAUUACUACCACAGGUGCAAAGUGUAAUGCUCAUCUUUUUUUUUUUUUUCUCGUUUUUACUUUUAUAUCCAUGUGGCUAAUUCACACUCAUGCAUGCCUUCUUCUAUUACUUUAGCCUUUACUUUUACUGGGGAUUGGAUCGAUGGCAUAAAAAUGCAACGGGUGGUUACAUUUUGGAAACAGGUGUGGGUUGUUUUGUUUCCGCUUAGCUGCAGUCACGAGUAUCCCCACUGUCAAAUCCAGUGGGAAAGUUUUGGUUUACAGUCAAGCCUCAAAUAAGUGAAUGAAAACAUUUUUUUUUUUAUAGCUUACAAUACAACAAAUAACAUUGACAUUCCAACACGGUGCUCUGAUGCGUUAUAUCUCAGCUGCUAUGAGUACUUCUACAGGGCACCACAUUGUUGAUUGUGACUAAAUCUGGAUUAAUUCCAACAAUGGAGGAUCAUGAGGCUACAUGGUCAUUUCAGUAGGCCAUCUUCAUGAUGCAUUGUUUAUAAUUAUAAAUAUUUAAAGCUCUUCUAAUAGCACACCUCCCCUCCUGGUUUCAAAUGGCUUUUUAUUUAUUUUACGUUUUGAUUGUCUGGCCUCCUGGUAUAUUUUAUUCAAUACCACUUACACUGUAAAUGUCACUGUUGAAUCAUUGGUUAUUGAGCUAAGUGGAGUGUUGUAACUGUCCUUGUUUUUUAAUUAAGAAUAAUAAUUUAAUCAACAUCCUUUUGCAUACUUGUCUCUACUACUGACUGGAAACCUCAAUUUUAGUUCUCUUUAUUUUGUUAUUUGUUCAGAAAAAGUUGUUUUAUAUUAUGUACAUGGAUACAUUGAUAUUGUUUAACCAUUUUGAAGAAAAAAAAGUGGAAUCUGGACAGAUGUAUUUUCCAGAUUAACGGAAGAAAAAUAAUAAUAAAAAAAAGUAAACAAAUGAAGCAAACGUUAGAACAUGCCUCUACGUUGUGUAAGACAAUGCUGUACUAGGUUAAUCAAUUGUGAGUGUGAAUGGAUGUGGUGGCCUAACACAAAGAAUUAAAAAAAUAAUCCCAACUGUCAAUUCAAAAAAGAUUGAAAAUUCAGUUGAGAUUGAAGGGACAUUUUCCUAAAUAUAUUCAGUAUUUACUAUUGUUGGAAUUUGCUUUAGGUUAAGCAGUGUUAAAAUAUGCAAUAUGCAAAAUGUUCCAUGUCCCUUUUUAUUUUUUUCAUUUGAAAAAAGUGAAGAAAUUCGAAUAAGAAUCCUCAUUCAAAAUCAGCCCUGUGGUUUUUCUUAUUUUCUGCUCCAUUUGAAUGGAGGCUUUUGUCAAAUCACUGGUACUUUAUUGUAUUUAUCCACACUUCAUACAUUUAUUCCUAAUUUAAGGGUUGAUCUAAUCUGGGGGGAAAAUGGAGGUUCGUCAUCAAAUUUUAGCAUGGCAAGUGUAAGUUAUUGUCAUCAAUUGCACCAUUUGUGACAUAAUAUUUUGUUUAUGAUAUUGUUGUACAAGUGAACAUGUUUUGAAAUACAAAAAGGAGAAAAUAUAUGAUGUACAACAAAUGUCCUACAAAGGAUUUAAAAUGAUGUUGUAUUUACAUGAAAUAAAAAUAUCUAACUGAAAA